AUGAAAACAUCUUCACCUAGAGAUAUAGAUGUGAUAGAAAUGCAUAAGGAAAACAUUCAACCUUUAUCAGGUGGAAGGUCUGUUUCAAAAUUAUCAAGCACAAUGAAAAAAUCAAACACAAAUUCAUAUUUUCAAACUAAAGUAGAACUUCAAGAAGAAAGAAACAAAUUUGAACUAGAAUUAAAGUCGAUAAAUGAAAUGGAUGAUCCUUUACAAAUAUACCUCAACUAUAUUGAUUGGACUCAUAGAAAUUUUCCACAAGGUGCAAAUACAGAUAGUGAUUUGGUAAAUUUAUUGGAAAGAUGUACAUCAGAUUUCAGAGAUCUACCUCAAUACAAGAACGACUUUAGAUAUUUAAAAAUUUGGCUUGAAUAUACAAAUUAUUGUGAUACCCCAAGAGACAUCUACAUUUAUUUGGCGAAGAAGGAAAUUGGUAAUCAAUUGGCAUUAUUUUAUGAGGAAUUUGCACAGCAUUUGGAAAUAGAUGGAAAGUAUGUUGAUGCAGCCCAAAUUUAUGAAUUAGGUUUACAAUAUAAAGCAUUUCCAUUAGCUCGACUACAAAGAUCUUAUGAAAAUUUUAAAAGGCGAUUGCAAUUACAGGAAAACAGAGUUUCGUCAUCAAGUGAAGAAAUCAGAAAUAUACUAGCGUUGAAAAGAGGAUCUCAAAUAGAGCUUACUGAAGUUGAACUACCUAGAAAAAAAUCAAAAUUAGACGUAUAUCAAGAUAAUAUUGAUAAUAACCGAAGUGUGCUAUCUUCAAUAUUUGAAAAUAAUUACGAUCAAAAAUUAAAACUAGAUCCAAGGAAACAAAAAAUUAAAGAAAAUAUCACAACACCAACUCAAUGGAAUGGUCAAGUGCUUAAACAAAAAGGUCCAAUACGACAUGCCAGUAAUGAUAAAGUGCAAAUUUUCUGUGAUGAAGCUUCAUCAAUAAUCAAUCGACCUAGCAUAAAUCAAGAUUACAAAAGACUGAGUCAUGUUGACAAUAAAAACAUGGUUUACACUUUAGUUGAAGCAGUUGGCAAAAAACCAGAAAAAAUAAUGGUAAAUUUAGAUUUGAUAUACUCAACUGAUUCUGAAGAAUUUUCAAUGAUGGAGUUACUAGCACAGCAAAAGCACAGAGUAAAAAACACAAGACUGGAGGAAAAGAGUAGUAAAAUAAAAAAUUUUGGAGAUAAAGAAAACCAGGAGGAAUUGAUUAACAAUGAAGAAACAAAAUCAUUCUCCAUACAAAUGAACGAUGAUACGACUUCCACAAAACCAUUUAAGGAUCCAACAGUAACCUCCUUCUCCAAAAUGGCUAAAAAUGAAGUAUUUGGUAUAUUUAAUCAAGUAUCUCAAACAUAUGAUAAUUCUCAAGAGCUGGAUGAUGACAAGCUAGAUGAUCCAACAGUCACUAAUUUAGAAGGAUUCGUGACAGAAACUAUUCAUCCAAUAAAACAAACUCCAAUAGCGAAACGGAAUCACAGUCAUCAAGAGUAUAAACCCACACAAUUAGAGUAUUCAAAGCAACAAUCUAGCAGCAGACAAAGUAAUGAUUAUCUAAGCUCACCAUUUGUUGCAAAUCCUAGAAGUUUUGUUAACAAUGAUGAAGUCAUUUUGCAUUACCCACUAAAUAAUGAGAUGCAAGAAUAUAUCAUCAAUAAUUUAUCGAUUCCGAUCACAACUUACCCAGGUUACUACAACAAAUCAUCAUCUUCCAACAAUAAAUUUAAUGAACUAAAACAAAUCGCUCAAAAUUCAUCAAAUUUCAUAAAGGGAACCCGACUGACUUUAAUUGAUUAUCUAGGUGAAGAAGUAUAUCUAUUGAUUAAAGUGUUAAACCAAGAACAAAACCUAUAUCUUGUUGAGACAGGUUCUGGAGUUCUAAAAUUUUUAAAAGUAAUGAGUCCAACUUCAAGAUGGGAGUUCUUUGUAAUACAUAGAAUCCAAAGAAAAUUAUUAGCUAAACCCGAAUUCUCGAGAUACUUCAUUAAAUCAGAUUCGUUGUAUUACUUCAAAGACGAGAGUUUUUUAGUUCUUGAUCAUCAUCAAAAUCAAAAAAGUUUCAAGUCAGUAGCCGAUUAUUAUAGAAAUUCGGAUUUGAAAAUUAAUGAAUGGCUUUGUUCAUUAUUAACGCUCGAAUUGUUGAAAGCUGUUAAAACAUUACAUGAGAUAGAUAUAAUUCAUGGUGAUAUAAGACUAGAAAAUGUAUUGAUUAAUUUUGAGAAUGUUGAUGAUAGGUUCUGGUCAUCUGAUUACAGUCGAUACGGACAGAAUGGUUGGAACAAAAAAAGUAUACUUUUGAUUAAUUUUGGUAAAGCUAUUGAUUUAAAAGAAAUGAAAAGAAUAUCCAACUAUAACAGAAGAAACUCUGGUGGUUUCUUUGAUAAUUUAAAUGAUGAGAUGCUAAUGAGGAAAGAUUAUGAAGGAGUAGCUAGGAUCAUGUUUGAAUUAUUAUUUGACAAAAAUUUUAUUAAAAAUGACUUGAGUCAAAUACAAAAUGAACUACAAAAACUCAAAUUGAAAAAUGUCUGGAGUAAAUUAUUUCAAGUUUUCCAUGAUUAUAAUUAUAAUUUAGAUCUCAACAUACUAAGCGAUUUAGAAAUUUGUCUUGAAAGAAGUUCAAGGUCAGAAAGGUUGAAAGAGACUAUAAAAGAAUUAGAGCUCAAGAUUUAG
Molecule: messenger RNA, 2658 nt
Organism: Lodderomyces jiufengensis
Lineage: Eukaryota; Fungi; Ascomycota; Pichiomycetes; Serinales; Debaryomycetaceae
Gene: BUB1
Product: protein kinase
Exons: 1
Coding region: 1-2658 (885 amino acids)
Biological process (GO): meiotic sister chromatid cohesion, centromeric; mitotic spindle assembly checkpoint signaling; protein phosphorylation
Molecular function (GO): protein kinase activity; ATP binding
Source: RefSeq, a predicted model, not a curated record